Silurus meridionalis is the source of this 1882-nucleotide messenger RNA. RefSeq names its product Rh blood group, D antigen (gene rhd). Gene Ontology annotation, molecular function: ammonium channel activity. The coding region runs from base 129 to 1406 and encodes 425 amino acids. Gene Ontology annotation, biological process: ammonium homeostasis; ammonium transmembrane transport. Gene Ontology annotation, cellular component: plasma membrane. The record is from RefSeq and is a predicted model, not a curated record. The transcript has 10 exons. Lineage: Eukaryota; Metazoa; Chordata; Actinopteri; Siluriformes; Siluridae.
GGCACAGCUUUCUAGUCCCCUGACGAUAAAGCCACUUGUACAUGAGGUUCUCCACCCUGGUUAGUCCAGCUGGAAGAGAACCAGAGUGAAGGCAUGCAGGCAAUAACAGAGUGAUUACUCAUUUUCUCAUGGCUCCAAAAUACGCUCCUAGUCUUCGAGCCCGGCUUCCACCUGUGGCUUUUCUUCUGCAAACCACCUUCAUUGUUAUUUUUACUUUUUGUGUGGAAAUCGAGGACUCUAGGAAUGAAAAGGAAGAGGUGUUUAUUUAUACAUAUGCAAAGUUCCAGGACAUCCAUGUGAUGGUGUUUCUGGGCUUUGGCUUCUUGGCUACUUUUUUGGUACGCUACGGUUUCAGCAGCUCGGCGUUCAAUGUGCUGGUUGCUGCCAUGGCCGUGCAGUGGGCCACCAUCCUAAAUGGCAUCCUUAUGUCUCAACAUUUUGGGGACAGCAAGAUCCAUAUCAACCUAAAAAGUUUGGUAGACGCUGAGCUGUGUGCGGCUUCGGCUCUUGUGGCUAUGGGUGCCAUUAAUGGAAAAACCAACCCAGUCCAGCUUCUGAUAUUUACCCUGAUAGAGGUCACUGGGUUUGUACUAAACCAGUGGCUCAUACAAACCUUGUUCAAGAGACCGAUACAGAUGCAUUGGCUGUACAGCACCACGCUCAUCAACAUAUUUGGCGGUCUCUUCGGUUUGAUGACAACACGUGUACUUUUCCGUAGCAAAAUGGAGCCGAAGCACGAGAAAGAAAAGGUUGGCAGGACGUCGGGCCUCUUUGCCAUGUUUGGGACUUUGUUCCUAUGGAUGUUCUGGCCCAGUUUGAACUCGGCACUGGAGAGCAACAUCGGAAGAUCGGAAAAGCGCAUCAGUGUGUUGUGCAACACGUAUUUGUCUCUGGCCGUCAGUGCUGUCACAGCGAUGGCUUUCUCUGUGCUCUCCAGCUCUAAAGGCAAGAUGAACUUGGUGCAUAUUCAGAGCUCCAUGCUGGCUGGUGGCAUCGCUGUCGGUGGUACCGUGACCUUGGCUCCUGCUCCCUGGGUUGCCAUGACGAUUGGCUUUUGUGCUUCUCUUUUGUCGACUCUGGGAUUUCGAUAUUUGAAGGACCACAUGCUAUUUGCUUUUGAUUGCCACGAUACCAAUGGUGUCCUAUUUGUUCAUGCAGUGCCAGGAAUUCUGGGAUGGUUUGCUCAACUCAUCUUGUCUCUGGCCAGUAUCAGUCACAGCACAAUAGCUGUCCGGUUUGCUGUCCAUCACAUCUGUAUUUUGCUCAUCACAGUCUCAAUGAGUCUGGUUAUGGGUGUUAUCACAGGACUGAUUUUGAAAUGGAAAUUCUGGAAACCUCAGCUGGACAGGAAUUGCUAUGAUGACCAGGCCUUCUGGGAGUUCCCGCAUCUGCUUACGCACAAGUAAGACCAAAUGUUGAAGACCCUGGAAGAGUUAAAUAUAAGAAUAUUAUGAGUGUUGUGUAUAUGUUUUCUGUGUAUGAUUGUAAACCCACCCCCCCCUUUUUCAAGGUGAUUAUUUAGGAUUGUUGCAUUGGUCCUGCUUAAAAAGGAAAAAACGCAGAGAUUUUGGGUAAUUUUUUUUAUUUCGACAAAUACAGUUGCAAAAAAAACCCCCAACCAAACAACAAAUUGUUAGACAAAAUUAGAAAUUACAUUCCUCUAGUGUUUUGAUUUAACAAACAUUUCAAAUGGAUCAGCGCUGGACAGGCUGCAUUUUCUUUUUUUUUUUUCCUUUGUGCUUGCUUUUAAUGACGUCUUUUGCUGUACAGCAGCCGUGUAACAUAAAUAGAGUGCAAACGUAAAGCAAAAUAUGUGUGUGUGUGUAUAUAUAUAUAUAUAUAUAUAUAUAUAUAUAUAUAUAUAUAUAUAUAUAUAUAUAUA